This is a messenger RNA of Microthlaspi erraticum, 1914 nucleotides long. The record is from the annotation of a GenBank genome assembly. NCBI's taxonomy places the organism in Eukaryota, Viridiplantae, Streptophyta, Magnoliopsida, Brassicales, Brassicaceae.
AUGUUUGGGGCAACAGGUGGGUUGGGGAUGAAUCCCUCAAUGGAUGAUAUGAACUUAAUCCAGCAGGCACAGAGGCAUCAGCUUGUUGUAAGCAAUCUUGGUGAAGAGAUUGAUUUGGAAAUUGGACCUGGAGAGGAUGAAGCCGCUUUUGCUAGCAACUCACUGAUCGGUGGGCCUCCACGAGAGCCUUCCACUGGAGAACAUGACGAGACGAAGCAUAUGGUUUUGGUAUCUGACCUGCCCAGUGAGGAUCAGGAUAUGUCAAAGGGGACACCGGCGAAGAGGAAGAAGAAAGUUGUCAAACGGUGGAGAGAGGAAUGGGCUGACACGUACAAGUGGGCGUAUGUCGAUAUGAAGGAUGGAACGGCGAGGAUAUUCUGUUCUAUCUGCAGAGAGUAUGGCAGGAAACACCGGAGGAAUCCUUACGGAAAUGAAGGAAGUAGAAACAUGCAGAUGAGUGCAUUGGAGGAACACAACAAUAGUUUGCUACACAAGGAGGCUCUGCGUCUCCAAACAGCUUCCAAAGAUAAGAUUGUUGUUGACAAGCCCAUUUAUGUGAAGACUCUGAUGUCGAAGAGUGCUGGUUCAAUUGUUGAGGGUGCCCUGAAACGAGAUCCUAAUGAGAUUGAAUUUAUUCAGUCUGUACAAGAAUCCGUUCAUGCUCUAGAGCGGGUAAUUGCAAAAAAUUCUCAUUAUGUCAAUAUCAUGGAGCGGCUGUUAGAACCUGAACGUAUGAUAGUUUUCCGAGUUCCAUGGAUUGAUGACCGUGGUGAAACGCAUGUAAACCGUGGCUUUAGAGUUCAGUUCAAUCAAGCACUGGGUCCAUGUAGGGGAGGUAUCCGGUUUCAUCCAUCCAUGAACUUAAGCAUUGCUAAGUUUCUUGGCUUUCAGCAGACAUUGAAAAAUGCUUUGUCACCAUAUAAACUGGGAGGGGCUUCUGGUGGAAGCGACUUUGAUCCUAAAGGGAGAAGUGACAAUGAGAUUAUGAGAUUUUGCCAAAGUUUCAUGAAUGAGAUGUACAGAUACAUGGGUCCUGACAAAGAUCUUCCGUCAGAGGAGGUUGGUGUUGGUACUCGGGAAAUGGGAUAUCUUUUUGGACAAUACAGACGACUUGCUGGUCAGUUUCAGGGAAGUUUUACAGGACCACGUAUAUAUUGGGCUGCUUCUAGCCUCAGAACUGAAGCUAGUGGCUAUGGGGUGGUGUACUUUGCACGACUUAUGCUUGCAGACAUGAAUAAGGAAAUAAAGGGACUAAGAUGUGUUGUGAGUGGUUGUGGGAAGAUUGCUAUGCAUGUUGUAGAGAAGCUAAUAGCGUGUGGAGCCCAUCCGGUUACAGUUUCAGAUUCAAAAGGAUAUUUGGUGGACGAUGACGGAUUUGAUUAUAUGAAACUUGCGUUCUUGAGAGAUAUCAAAUCCCAACAGAGAAGUCUCAGAGACUAUUCCAAGACCUAUGCAAGGGCGAAAUACUUUGAUGAAGUAAAGCCGUGGAACGAAAGGUGUGAUGUGGCGUUUCCUUGUGCUUCUCAGAAUGAAGUUGAUCAAGCAGAUGCCAUUAAUCUGGUCAACGGAGGCUGCCGUUUACUGGUAGAAGGUUCAAACAUGCCGUGUACAGCUGAAGCAGUCGAUGUUUUCAGAAAGGCGAAUGUUCUGAUUGCUCCUGCCAUUGCUGCUGGAGCUGGAGGAGUUGCUGCUGGUGAAAUCGAAGUACUUCGUGAAUCUAAUUCAAUGCAAUGGUCAGCAGAAGAUUUCGAAUCCAGAUUACAGGAAGCACUGAAGCAAACUUAUGAGAAAGCUCUUAAAGCAGCAAAUGAUUUCGGUUAUCAGAAAGAAAGUCCUGAGGCACUUCUACACGGAGCAACAAUUUCGGCGUUUUUGAACAUAGCUCAAGCUAUGACGGACCAAGGUUGUGUUUAG